UGAGGCAAGUACGGGCCGGUCAAGUGAGCAGGCGUCACCCUUCUACGGGGCGCGUUGAGCAUCUGGGCAAUCUCCGGCCGGCAACAAGUCUGGAGAAGGCAUGCGACCCACGACCCGAUUGAUAGCGACGCCCCUUUUCCCCAGUCAAGUCAAGCCAUGCCGGGAUCUUUUUUGAUCCCAUAGUCGUCGCAUAGGUCUUUGCUUUUCAAUUGCACCAUUUGUCCAUAGCAUUGACGUUGUUACUCUGUGCAAACAUAGCCCGGCAUACCUUCGCCGCUGCACUUUGGAAAUCAGAGUCGCAGGUUGCCGUCUCGCCCACACCCUUUCAUUUCCCUUCAUUUCGCUUUGCCAGCCGCUAUUCUCUCCAGGGACCGACUCUAUGACCAGGACCUGCCUGCGCCUCACAUGAUGAGAGAUGAGGCUGGAAACUCCGCUGGUCACGCCGCGGUGGAGACGUCCGAGGCCUCGAAUCAGUUGUCGCCGGUUCCCUCGAAUGCACACAGCAUCUCGUCGACCAAGGGCCCCGCAUCACGAUCGUGGCUCACCAAUGUCCGCCGACCACGCACUUCACCCGGACCUCGAGCUUUCUCCUUGAAGCGGACGCUACUGAACGAGGACGACGACCGCAGAGAUUCGGCCUUAGCACCCUCCAAUGGCACUACCACCAACGAACCGCCCUCACCUACUAGCCUGCGCAAGACGCCGAGUCUGCCUGCUAUUGUAGUGCAGGAUGAACGCUCCUCAGGUCCCAAGAGCCAUGCGUCACAACGACGUUGCUCACUAGACGAUGCCACACGCGAGCAAGAGGCCGAAUUCCCUGGCCUAGACACGUACAUUCCUACAGGCAGCUUCGACGACUUCUCUUCGGACGCGCAGAUAUCUUUCUCCAAGCGAGGCAGCAUGAUGUUGGGUGGCAAGAAGGUAAACAGGCGAAGCAAACAAAUGGACCUCCUUGUGGAAGCCGCGCCCGCACCAAGCACACCACCGCGACAGAAGGAGCAGGCGCAACCAAAUGAAUCACCCAAGCAGGACCCUUCACCCUCACCCACACCCGCGACGAAGCACCUCUCACCGCGAUCCACCUCACGUUACUCGACCCGCGCACGAUCAACGAACCACCGAGUACUAUCAGCCGAUGAGAUGACACUGUCGCGCAAAGUUCGCUGCAUGUACAUGCAUGGCAACGAGAGUGCUGUCAAUUGGGAUACACCCGAGGAGGAGACAAGCAGUGUUCAGAACAGCUACCUGGGGAGCAGCGCUGUUACCAACACCCCAGCUAAUGGUUCGUCGGUGCUCGUGGAAGGCAACGAGGACACAAGUUCACUCAUAAGCUCACGACACGGGAGUGUGAUAGUCAAAGAACCUACAGAGGCAGCCGGUGGACUCGAGGACUGGGCGGAUCUUGACGGUGGAGAGGUCGACCGAUACGGUUUCAUCAUACCUAAAAAGACAAAGUCGAAAUCCGACGCCGACGGCCCAGACGGACCCGACGUGCCCCGCAUGCAGCGAGUCACUACAACACUACAACUGCUGUCUGAAGAGCCUAGACGACGGCGUCUAGGGCGCAGCGCAUCGAGAGCUCGCUCUACUCGUUCUGUAGACCCACGCUCAGGCUCACCUAAGCGGCGGCUUUCUGGCAAAUCUUCAAGACCCGCCAGAUCGAUUUUCUCAGGUCGCACUUCAGAUACGCACAGCAGUCACAGGCCCCUGCGACACGCGACAAACAGGUUACCCCAUAAUCGAGACCGCAGGCUGAGGGACGAGGCGAGUGACAUGCUCAAGCUACCGCCCGGUCUAGCCGAGGUUGCGGAACAGCAAGAAGGAGGAAGGGCUGCACAGGCGAUGAGAGCAAAGGAAAUCGAGCGCAACGAAAAAUGGCGUAAGAUGGCCAAGGUUGUCAAAGCGGGGGCAGAUAAGGGGGGCAUGCUGUUUGAAUUCGAUACCAAAGACCCCAAGGUCAUCUCUCGCACAUGGAAGGGCAUACCUGAUCGCUGGAGGGCGACUGCGUGGUACUCAUUCCUUGCUGCGAGUGCCAAAGCCGACGCAAAUAGUCCAACAGAAGAGGAGCUCAUCGAAAGCUUUUACGAACUCCAGCUGGAGAGCUCUGCAGAGGACGUGCAGAUUGAUGUUGAUGUACCUCGCACUAUCAACAGGCAUAUCAUGUUUCGGCGGCGGUACCGUGGAGGCCAGCGACUUCUAUUCCGCGUACUGCAUGCGAUGUCACUGUACUUGCCUGAAACUGGCUAUGUCCAAGGCAUGGCUGCACUAACCGCAACGCUUCUUUGCUAUUACGAAGAGGACCGAGCUUUCGUCAUGCUAGUGCGGUUGUGGCAGCUUCGAGGCAUGGAAAGACUCUAUGAAGCUGGUUUUGAAGGACUCAUGGAGGCUCUAGAUGACUUUGAGCUGAACUGGCUGUGCGGAGGUGAUGUCGCAAAGAAGCUAAUUGAUCUUGGCAUUAGCUCGACCGCGUACGGUACCCGGUGGUACCUGACGCUGUUCAACUAUUCGUUACCUUUCCCCGCUCAGCUACGCGUCUGGGACGUGUUCAUGCUACUGGGCGACAAGUCUCAUUCCAACUCGCCGACGUCCAAGUUCAGUGGAGAUAUGGAUGUGUUACAUGCUACAUCGGCUGCGCUUAUUGAUGCGACGAGAGAGAUCUUGCUGGACUCAGACUUCGAGAACGCGAUGAAGGUGUUGACCUCUUGGAUCCCUAUUAAAGACGAAGAGCUGUUGAUGCGCGUGGCGAAGGCUGAAUACAAGAUGCGGAAGAAGCGAGCCAAUGCUUAAGGUAGGCUGGCGCUCCGGAAUCCUGGAACUUGACACCGACCUGGCGGAAGCGCGCGAUCUUGCAAGCGGGCGCGUUGCAAGUUGGAGCUUGGUACACCACCAAACACGGCAUCACAUCCAACCGAACAUCUCUUCUUCCAUACCAUUUCCAGCAGCCAACGGUCGAUCUUUUCCAGAUGGGUGGCUUGCGAUGGUG
Molecule: messenger RNA, 2983 nt
Organism: Alternaria alternata
Lineage: Eukaryota; Fungi; Ascomycota; Dothideomycetes; Pleosporales; Pleosporaceae
Product: RabGAP/TBC
Exons: 2
Coding region: 406-2787 (793 amino acids)
Source: RefSeq, a predicted model, not a curated record